Messenger RNA from Cyprinodon tularosa, 1573 nucleotides. Its product is annotated as UPF0329 protein ECU05_1680/ECU11_0050-like. Lineage: Eukaryota; Metazoa; Chordata; Actinopteri; Cyprinodontiformes; Cyprinodontidae. The record is from RefSeq and is a predicted model, not a curated record. The coding region runs from base 209 to 817 and encodes 202 amino acids. The transcript has 2 exons.
AUAAUCCGAUGAGAGAAGAAGAAGCAUCUGAAGCUCCGACAGAAGGAGAAGCGGAGAAACAAAGGAGGGAAUCUUUGCUCCUGGGGGAUAAUCUGGCCGCCAUGUUGUUUGUUUUGAUUCGCAGCCUGUAGCCCCCCCUCCUCCUCCUCCUCCAGCUGCUGUCUCGUUCUCCUUCUUGUUUCUCCUUCUGGUUUCUCCUCCUGCAGACAUGGAGAGCCUCUAUAAGCGCAAAAUGUUCGCCUCCAUGAGGAGAACCAAGGCGGCCGCCUCCAAGAAGCGGCAGAUCGGCCUCCCCGCCUCCAUCCUGGACGACAGCGAUGAAGGCUCCUUCUCCUCCUCCUCCUCCUCCUCCGGCUCCCAGUCGGACUUCCGGAGCUCCGCGGAGGAGGACCGGGACUGGAGCCAGUCCGGGGGGGGGAGCUCCAGCGACGACAGCCGCUCGGUGAGCCGCAGGAAGCGCUCCUUCCUGGGAGGAGGCGACAGCUCCUCUUCCUCCAGCCCCGAGGAGGAGAAGAAGGAGAAGGAGGAGCAGGAGGGAAGGAGCCAGCCGAAGACGAAGGCCCCUCCGAGGAAGAGGAGCAGGCUGCAGCGGCAGGAGGAGUCCGACUCCGAGCAGACAGAGGAGAAGAAGAAGGAGGAGGAGGAGAAGGAGAAGAAGAGGAAGAGGCACAACAAGCUCCUGGAGCUUUCCCAGAGGAUGAAGGCCCGGGACCCCGCAAGGAGGAGGAGCAGGCCCCCUCAGGGUUCUGAUGAAGAUGAAGGGUCCAAAGAGGACGGAACCAGAGGAAGCCGCGGGGCGGGGGAGGAGGACCAGUAGAACCGGUCCGGUCUGUAGAACCUGAGACCCAAACUGUUUGGUUCCUUCGGACUAAUGAUGCUUCAGGGUUGCCAUAGCAACGAACCCAGAGAGCCGGUUCUGGACCGGUCCGGACUCCUGCUGAUGAAGGAAGAGCCUCCAGUCCGUUUUCAGGAGCCAAGCCGAACAGAACCGACCCGGUUUGGAGGCUGAGUUCUUCUCUGUGGGCGGAGCUUCUUCAGCGAUACCGGACUCCAUUUCCCACAAUGCUUUCUGCUGCCUAGACGAACGGAUCAGGACUCCAGAACUUUGUGCGUUCUGCAGCAUUGACCCGUUUACGCAGCCCUGGAAUCUGGUUCUGUUGGUUCUGGCCCGGUUCAUCUGAACCACAUCUGGACCCUGAGGAGAACUCCUUUGUUCCUGAAUGAGCCGGACCACCUGGUUCUUUCUGGACCGGUUCUGACCCGGUUACAGUUAACACCCAGGUUCUGAUGAAAGAACAAUCCUGGGUCCAAACAGCAGAGUUCUGUAGAACAACCCAGAAAAGGGGGGGGAGUGGGGUCUGGUUCUACCAGCUGUUCUGUUGCCAUGGCAGCGCUCCUGUUGCCAUGGCAGCUCCUGUUCAUAUAAUCCAAACAUGUUGAAUAAAUGGCUUCCUGUGUGCUGCUGCGUUUGUGGAAAAUGGGACAAAGCGCUUCCAUCCUUCCUGCUUCAGUUCAUCUAUUUAGCUGGAAGCUGAAGCUUCGGCCUCAUCAAUAAAAAGUAUUCACACCCCUG